This is a messenger RNA of Aspergillus steynii IBT 23096, 1899 nucleotides long. Its product is annotated as putative MFS monocarboxylate transporter. Gene Ontology annotation, molecular function: transmembrane transporter activity. Gene Ontology annotation, cellular component: fungal-type vacuole membrane. Gene Ontology annotation, biological process: transmembrane transport. The transcript has a single exon. NCBI's taxonomy places the organism in Eukaryota, Fungi, Ascomycota, Eurotiomycetes, Eurotiales, Aspergillaceae. Bases 167 to 1609 code for a protein of 480 amino acids. The record is from RefSeq and is a predicted model, not a curated record.
UUUUUUUUUUUUUGCCUGCUCCAAUCCCUUCUCUAUCUUAGACGACCGUCUCUUGUCGAAUGACUCACGAGAUAUUCCAGUUUGAACUCAUCAUUCAGUAGCAGCCCUCUGUCGCCUAAUCGCUCAUCUUCCCUCUGCGGCAUUGAACCUGGAGUCGAUGGCAAUCAUGGAUGCCUCGUCGCACAACGGCCCGCCAGUGCCCAACUCCGAGAGAGAGAAAACCAGGGAUUCGUCUCUAGAUGACAUAGGUCACAUUUCCUCUCGAGUUGACCCCGGCGAUGAAGAAUCGGGCCUCGACGAGUCUCAACCGAAAGAGCUCGCCAAGACCACUACUAACGGUAGUCAUGCUGGGGCACUGGCUUGGAGGACGCUAUCUCUCGUCCGCACGAGAGAGUCAGGAAGGGAUGUUGGCCCUGCUCCCGACGGCGGUCUCGCAGCCUGGAGCCAAGUAGGGCUAGGGCAUUUUGUCAUAUUCAACACGUGGGGGUACAUCAACAGCUUUGGCGUCUUCCAAACCUAUUACACCGAGAAACUGGGACGGCCGCCAUCCGAUAUAUCGUGGGUGGGAAGUAUCCAGAUUUUCCUCCUGUUCUUCAUCGGCACCUUUUCCGGCCGUGCUACGGAUGCCGGAUAUUUCAAAGUCACUCUGGCAGCGGGGGCCUUGUUGGAGUUGUUCUGUAUCUUCAUGACCUCGUUGUGCACGGAAUACUGGCAAUUAUUCCUGGCUCAGGGUGUCGGGCAGGGCAUCGGCUGCGGGCUUAUGUUUUGCCCGACUAUUGCCCUUAUACCCACAUAUUUCACCACGAAACGUGCGAUUGCCAUCGGCAUCGUAGCAUCGGGGUCCGCCACGGGAGGCCUCGUGUUCCCGGCCGUCGUCAUGCGCCUGCUACCCCGGGUCGGGUACGGGUGGACCAUGCGAACCUUGGGGUUCAUUUCCCUUGCCACGUUGACGCCGUGCCUGGUCUUUCUGAAGCAACGGCUGCCUCCGCGCCGGAGUGGCCCCCUUGUUGAAUGGGCGGCCUUCACGGAACUUCCCUACGCGCUUUUUGCCAUCGGCAUGUUCCUCAAUUUCUGGGGCCUCUAUAUCGGCUUCUUCUAUAUCGGCAGCUUUGGACGCAAUGUCAUUGGCGUGUCUCAGUCAACUUCAAUCGACGUUCUUUUGGUGAUGAACGGCGUCGGCUUGCUUGGCCGGCUGAUCCCUAACCUAAUGGCCGAUUGGUAUUCUGGCCCUCUGAAUAUGCUGAUCCCCUUCAGCCUGGUCACUGGGGUCAUCUCGUAUUGCUGGACAGCAGUGGAUGACCAAGCGGGCCUGUAUGCGUUCAGUGCUUUUUACGGUCUUUCGGCUGCCGGAAUCCAAUCCCUCUUCCCAGCCACUCUGAGCACCCUCACGACGGAUCUGAAGAAAACCGGUGUGAGGAUGGGUAUGGUGCUUAGUGUGGUAGCGGUGGCCGCUCUCAUUGGUUCCCCAAUCGCGGGCGCUUUGAUCCAACAGGGGAACGGCCAUUAUUUGUAUGCCCAAAUGUUCAUGGGCAGUGCUAUCAUCGCCGGAAUGCUGACCCUGUUGGUUUCGCGAGUGGCCAAGUUGGGAUUUGCCUGGCAGCGAGUAUGAGGCAGGGAGGGGGGCGGGCGAGCUGAUGGUGGACAAGGGCCAUGGGGUUCGUAUGUAGGAGAUACCUUAGAAGCAACGUAUUGAGACCUGAAUGCAUGCGUGUAGAUGGACUGACUGAUGGAGGCGAGAAGACGACUGUCAAUCCACGGCAUGUGAUUGGCGGGGCGGAUGAGGUAAGAUCGUGCCUGAGGUCCUUCACCCCGCCUGCGCUGGGAAAUCUUCGGCGUGACUCUUCCUCUUCCUCUCUCUCUCUCUCUCUCUCUUUCUCUCAUAUCCUCCCUCUCUUCCGC